Messenger RNA from Trichoderma atroviride IMI 206040, 941 nucleotides. RefSeq lists its product as uncharacterized. Gene Ontology annotation, molecular function: triose-phosphate isomerase activity. Gene Ontology annotation, cellular component: cytosol. Lineage: Eukaryota; Fungi; Ascomycota; Sordariomycetes; Hypocreales; Hypocreaceae. The record is from RefSeq and is a predicted model, not a curated record. Gene Ontology annotation, biological process: gluconeogenesis; glyceraldehyde-3-phosphate biosynthetic process; glycolytic process.
CCAGCUUCAUCUCUCUCUUUGGAUUUGCGUCUUUUUGCAUCUGCUUCCUAGCACCCUUAUUCACACGAUACUCUCUACUCCAGUCACAAUGGCUCGCAAGUUUUUCGUCGGCGGCAACUUCAAGAUGAACGGGUCUAUCUCGUCCAUUAAGGAGAUUGUCGGCAACCUGAACAACGCCACUCUCGACCCCAGCGUCGAGGUCGUCGUUUCUCCUUCCUACCUGCAUCUGCUCCUCGUUCGUGAGAACCUCCGCAAGGAGAUUGAGGUCGCCUCCCAGAACGUCUACGACAAGCCCAAUGGCGCCUUCACCGGCGAGGUCUCCGUCUCCCAGCUCAAGGACAGCGGCAUCAACUGGGCCAUCCUGGGCCACUCCGAGCGCCGCACGAUCCUCCGCGAGAGCGACGAGGUUGUUGCCCUCAAGACCAAGUACGCCACUGACAACGGCGUCAGCGUCAUCUGGUGCUGCGGCGAGUCCCUGGAGGAGCGCGAGGCCGGCAAGACCAUCGAUGUGGUCAGCAAGCAGCUCGCCGCCCUCAAGGCCCAGAUUUCCGACUGGUCCAAGAUUGUCAUCGCCUACGAGCCCAUCUGGGCCAUUGGCACCGGCAAGGUUGCCACCACUGAGCAGGCCCAGGAGGUUCACAAGGCCAUCCGAGAGUGGCUCAAGGCCAACGUCAGCGACAAGGUUGCCGACGAGACUCGCAUCCUGUACGGUGGCAGCGUCAACGAGAAGAACUGCGGCGAGCUCAGCAAGCAGGCCGACAUUGACGGUUUCCUCGUCGGCGGUGCUUCUCUCAAGCCUGCUUUUGUCGACAUCAUCAACUGCCAGAAGCAGUAAAUGCUUUCUCUUGCCUAGAAAACAUAAUCCGAUAAAAGUUAAAUAUAGUGUAUAAAAAAAAGUAAUGAAGCUUCCGAUAAGACAAUAAAAUUCGUAAAUGAUAUGG